This is a messenger RNA of Colias croceus (clouded yellow), 2040 nucleotides long. RefSeq names its product retinoid-inducible serine carboxypeptidase-like. Gene Ontology annotation, biological process: proteolysis. Bases 619 to 1878 code for a protein of 419 amino acids. NCBI's taxonomy places the organism in Eukaryota, Metazoa, Arthropoda, Insecta, Lepidoptera, Pieridae. The record is from RefSeq and is a predicted model, not a curated record. The transcript has 9 exons. Gene Ontology annotation, molecular function: serine-type carboxypeptidase activity.
CCUUGUUUUAGUGUGCACAUUGUUUUGUUCGAGUGUGCGACAACUUUCAUUUUCAUUGUGCUGCCAUUCCUAACUGACCCUACUGCACUGCGCAACCUUGGCUUGUUACCUAUUUACGGUUAAAAGUUAAAACCUAAGUGAAUUGAAUGAAUAAAGCUUGUUGCAGUUGUUGCCUAAUCUGAGUGAAUACAACUUUAAACUUAUAAUAACAAAAUACCUAAUGUCUGUCUUGGGUCAAUAAAAAGUAAAUAUCUACUACCUUGUUAAAAGUAAAAAGGCAAUCAAGAUAUAAUACCUAUCAAAUUUUUCCUAUGAAUAGUUUACUCAUUUUUGUACACAAAUUAAUAAUAUUGUAAUUGCGCAUUUAGUGUAGUUCAUACCCAUAUAAUAUUCUGACGUGUCGGAUAUCCCACAUUUUAAUAACAAACACGUGACAAAUAAACAACUAAACGAGGAUAAGUACAAUCCGUUAUUUUUGUUCAUUAAACAUAUUAAUUCAUUAAUUUAAAGUACUAUGAUAUCACCACACAUUAUAAUUCCUAAAUGUGUUCAAACGCUUCGAGCUAAAGCCAUCGAGUGCAUGCUUGUUUAGCUUUAUAUAGUUUCUGUGUUUCAAUCAUGAAAAGUUUAAUUUUUAUAUCAAUCGUACGCAUAUUUGUUUUAGCACUAUGUGACGAACAAAACCCAUACUUAGAAGCCCUUCGUGACAAACCUUGGAAAAGCGUUCACAGGUAUGUCGAAGUGCGGCCAGGAGCUUUUCUCUUCUAUUGGUUCUAUUACGCCGAUGGAACUAUGAAUGGCGCUGAACAAAAACCCCUAAUAAUUUGGAUACAGGGUGGCCCAGGAAACACAGCUUCUGGUAUUGGAAACUUUUGUGAAAUUGGUCCUUUAACAAUGGAUAUGACGCCUAGAAAUCAUACUUGGGUGAGAGGAAGAAACGUGUUAUUAAUAGAUCAUCCAGUUGGAACAGGAUUCAGUUACGCCUUAAACAAGUCUCUGUAUGUGAAAACUGACCGAGAUGCAGCAAGAGACCUAUUACGGGCAAUAAAAGUAUUUUUAAAAUUUCACAAGGAAUUUCGCAAAACACCAACUUACAUCAUCGGCCAAAGCUAUGGUGGAAAGUUAAGUGCGAGGUUGGGAUUUUAUCUACAUUUGGCUAUAAAAAAUAAACAUUUAAAAAUGAACUUGAAAGGAAUUGGUAUCGGCAGUGGUUGGAUCGAUACAAAGGAAAGUUCUAUACAACAACCCCGAUAUUUGUAUGACAUGGGUUUGAUCGACAUAAAAACUUACAACAAAGCUAUGAACAUAGCAAAAAAUAUAAGCUAUCUUAUAAGCAUCAGGCAUCACGCUAAAGCAGCUGAGUACGACCACUUGAUGUUCCAAACCUUUAUAAACGAUACGAGCACAGAAAUUAAUUUAGAAAAUAUUAAUAAAUACAGUAAUUAUUGGGCAUUACACGACCUGUCGCUUAAAGUUAACUUAUACGUGAAACCGACGUUGGCUGUGAAUCAAUCUAUUGUUUGGACCUACAUAUCGCAUUCUGCGUAUUAUGGUUUAAAGAACGAUUUUGUUUUACCUGGAACCAAAUUUUUAGAAACCCUGCUGAACCGCACUAAGUUACGAAUUGUUGUGUUUAAUGGAAAUUUAGACGCAGUAACACCUCUCAGUGCCGCAACAAAUUGGGUACAUAACCUAAAAUGGUAUGGAGCAAAAAAAUUCAUGGAGUCUACAAGAAUACCUAUUCGUGGUCAACGAAAUGGAUUCUAUAAAAGCUACGAUAAUUUUAGUUUCUGGGCCGUAUUCGGCUCCGGACAUUGGGUUCCCGAAGACAAUCCUACAGCUAUGGAAGAAAUAUUGGAAUAUUUGACUCGUGCGUAAAUACCUUAAAAUCUUAAAUAGGAUUCCUUUUAAAGAAUCUGUAAACUGUAAUAUUAAAACUAAACGUAUGUAUAAGCUUCAUGUACGUAGUGUAUAUUUUUAUGUAACAUUUUAUAAAUUGAGAAUGUGUAUGAUAAAUAAAACGACAAAUUCAAGUUGUAA